CAAACGUUGCGCGCCAAGAUCAACGACAACGCAAUUUUUUUACCCCUCAAAAAGGGUACUUUUCCAGCACAUAAUAAUUACUCCCAAUUUGAGAAAAGACGACAAUUCCCUGUCUGAAUAUCAAAACACUGGACACGCACGAGAAAUUCAAAUUCCACUAUUCCAGUUUCCCGAAAAAAAUGAACAUCAUCAAAUCACAACCGCCACCCAUGUCCCCAGAAGAGGAGGAAGCCACACGCAUCCUCGCCGACGCACGCUUCCACCAGACACUCACCAUCCCCCCCUCUCACUGCCGCGACCGCAGCACACCGCUGAGCGUAGCAUUCGCCGACAUUGGCGACCCGAACGGGACCGCCCUCGUGUCGGUCGGCGGGCUGUUCGGUUCGCGGUACACGCUGGCGCUGGCGGACGAGCUGGCGCGGGCGCGGGGCGUGCGGCUGCUCGUGCCGGACAAGCCGGGGAUUGGCGGGACAGAUGGCGUGGGCGUCGAGGGGAAGAUGGGUGUCUGGCUUGAAAUCAUCACCGCCCUCGCUUCCCACCUCCACCUCCCACACAUCGCCAUCCUCGGCCACAGCUCCGGCACCAUCUACGCGCUCCACACCGCCCUGCACCUGCGUCACCUCCUCCACCCACAGCACCCCUACAUCGCGCUCGCCGCGCCGUGGGUGCACCCGUCUGACAGCGGGGCGUUCCAAGCGUCAGUCGCCGCCGCGCUCCCAGACUGGGCCGUGCGGCGGUGGUACGACGCCACAAAAGCAAUAACGCGGGCGGGCGCGUCGGCGAUGCUGGGGCCGAGCACGGCGCGGCCGGGCGUCGAGCUAGCGGACAAAAAGACGGAUCCCCUAACAAGAGCCAUCGACGAGAAGAUCUUGCAGUAUGCGCUUGAGGAAAACGUCGCGGGCGUCAGCCAGGAGGCGCUGUUCUGCCUGCGCGGGGGUCCGGGGGCGAAAGGUGACGAUAGUGGUGGUGGGAAUAUCUGGGGCGGCUGGGACGACUAUGACGGGUUUCUGCGGCUGCUCAGAGAGAGGGAGGGUGCUAUAGACAAAGAGAGUGCGAGGCUGGCGGUCGAUGUGUAUUUCGCCGAGCAGGAAAAGACGUCGGGAAACCGCGGGUCGGAGUGGUUUGACGAGUGCUGGAAAACCUACGCAGCGGAUUUCAUUGACUACACGAGUCGGACGAUGCCGGGGACGACCCACGAGACGGUCAUGAGGCCCGAGAAGGGCGUUCUUGAUGCCAUCUUCCAGGCGUUGAGUGGCAGGGACAAAUAAAAUCAGGGGUCCAAAAAGAUUUUCGAAAGCAAGGUACCCAGGAGUUAGCCCGUUGGUUCUAGAGUUUGGACAACAUAUUUCCACAUUGAACCUGAGAAAGCCCGAGAGAACCCCUCUGCUCCCAGCCAGAAACAAAAACUCACGACGCACACUACCUCGCAGUCAAAGCCCUCGC
Messenger RNA from Lasiosphaeria miniovina, 1443 nucleotides. RefSeq lists its product as uncharacterized. Gene Ontology annotation, biological process: lipid homeostasis; phosphatidic acid biosynthetic process. The record is from RefSeq and is a predicted model, not a curated record. The transcript is spliced from 3 exons. Gene Ontology annotation, cellular component: mitochondrion. Gene Ontology annotation, molecular function: lysophosphatidic acid acyltransferase activity; carboxylic ester hydrolase activity. Lineage: Eukaryota; Fungi; Ascomycota; Sordariomycetes; Sordariales; Lasiosphaeriaceae. Bases 180 to 1268 code for a protein of 362 amino acids.